AUGGGGUCUGCUGCGGCAGACGAGGAAAUGAGUCGACAGACGUUGCAAGAUGGGUCAGCAGACUUGCCCUGCCUGACCUGUCGUGGAUUGUUCUCCGCAUACUCCAUAGAUGGACCUUAUAGGGAUCCGAAGACAGGGUACUGCGUGGUUGCAGCAUUCGACGAACCGGGAGAGGUAAUCGCUAGUUUCAAGAGCAUGGGCAUUCUAUGCCGAGUAUUUGGCGGACACGGAGGCUACAGAGACCAAAAUAUUGCGCGACCUCUUUUGCCAAAGGUGACCUCUGGCAACGUAGUGGCGAUCCCCUCUCGCGACACUUUUCGAUGGAAAGGCGAAAACCUCAGUGCAGAUGAAGUGCGAGCCUUCAUAUCGGGAACGCAGGACGUAUGGGACGUCGCGGCGGUUGUUAAACAGCUCAAGAGCUACGAUGGGCAGGUCGGUGCCGUCGUCAUUACUUUCGACGGCUCACCCGAUAGCGAGAUCGAAGGCCGAUUCAUAAAGGGAUUAUAUCACGCUCUGAGGGGAAAGGGUCUGCCAGAUUAUGCCCUGCCCAAGCUUGUGGCCGUUACAAAUGAGCUUGUGGCAGUCGGCGACACGUUCAAGCAUGCCAAACAGAAUUUUAAGGGCAUAGAUUGGAGUCCGGCCACCUUGGACAAGGGUACACGGAAGUACUGGCUCGAUUCUGAAGCUAAGACGUCCAAACCGAUCAAUGCGAAGAGCGGGGCCACCAUCGAAAAGGGCCAAGCCAAAUUAUGA
Molecule: messenger RNA, 753 nt
Organism: Cladophialophora bantiana CBS 173.52
Lineage: Eukaryota; Fungi; Ascomycota; Eurotiomycetes; Chaetothyriales; Herpotrichiellaceae
Exons: 2
Coding region: 1-753 (250 amino acids)
Molecular function (GO): long-chain fatty acid transmembrane transporter activity; long-chain fatty acid-CoA ligase activity
Source: RefSeq, a predicted model, not a curated record